This is a messenger RNA of Helicoverpa armigera (cotton bollworm), 4604 nucleotides long. RefSeq lists its product as uncharacterized. The transcript has 2 exons. NCBI's taxonomy places the organism in Eukaryota, Metazoa, Arthropoda, Insecta, Lepidoptera, Noctuidae. Bases 1480 to 4512 code for a protein of 1010 amino acids. The record is from RefSeq and is a predicted model, not a curated record.
UACUUCAUCAGAUAACGUUUAAAUUGAAACAUUACAAAUAGUUGUAGUCAUUUAUUAUUAGGCAUAUAGCAAUUAUUCACACUUAACAUCUAGUAAGUACUUAAUUUCCUAGUCGUAGUGAGUAUAAUUAUUGUUGUACAUACGGCUUUUAAUUAUGUUUUAUGUAGAAGUUGAAAAAAAAAAUUAAAUGGAAGUGAUAAGUAUAAUUAGGUAACGCAAAAUUGAAAACGACAUUUACUUCAUUUUGUGCACCCGUGCAAAAGACGACAAGAGGCUAAUAUGACCGACAGGGCAAACCUCUGCUAACUACCACCCAGGCUGGCUGGAAUACAAAACUUCAUACGAUGAAAAACGUGCCGUUAAUCUUGCUGUAUCAGGCAGUGGUAAGUUUAAUAUAAUAAUUUAUUUCGUCCAUAUUUUUUUAGUAAUCACACUGACCACUCUUCUCUUGCGCUCACCUGACUCACUGGGUGCAUAGUUCCUGAUUGUUCAUGCACUAAGAACACCAAAUUACUCAUCACUGAUGUAACGUGGCAGCACCAACAACAUCCUGAAAGCGGUAUUAUACUGAACUGUGGGAAUGUGAUAUGCCUUAUUCGUAUACUGAACCUAAGGGUGUUUAUCAGCAUCAUUGUCCUACCCUUAUCCCAAUUUUAUUUGUGAUCUAUGUCUUCUCCUUUAAUUCUCUUCUAUCUGCCGUCAUCUCACAAGCAAUAUUCUUUCUCACCAUAUCCACUUUCACACAAUCCAUCCAUCGUUACUUUGAUAAUUUCACAAUAUCCAUCCACGUUCAUACCUAAAACCUUCCUCUCAACUCGUUGUCGGUUAGACUGGAAGCUAACCACAACUUUUUUUUUAACGACGCCAAAAAUCAUCAAAUGACCCCUCCCGCUGUGGGUUAGCAGCGGUGAGGGAGUGCCCGACUCUUACUGACUCAAAACCGUCUUGUUCCGACGUAGGCCUUUUAUGUACCAGGGCCACGGUAACCCUUUCGAACAAUCCCGCAGCCCAAGCUAGCCCCAACUUAGUUGACAAAAGUCUAGGCAAAUGACGAUUCUCCAGUCUCUGUUGCCAACUCUCAACAAGGGUACCUCUUCCGUUAUGCCCACUGCCAAAGCGUCCAUAAUAAGUAGGACAGGAAAUGACGUAAACAAUUACUUAUAGGGAUCAUGCCUUAGGUAUAGAGCCUCUUUUCACAAUUGGUAACCUGUGCACCAGGUUACUGCGUCAGACUGACGACGUCAACCAUAUAGGUACUGAAAUAACAGUUUAAUUUCGUUUCAGUUAAUUCUUGUUUGCAAGGAAUCUUUAUGUCAAGCUGAUGAAGCGUCUGAAGAAGCAGCUAUAAAAUAUGAAAGAAAAGCAAAUGACAUUCAAAAAGAAGGUAAAUAUCAUCCAGAAAUAAAACGGACUUUGCGCAACGUCUACCUGCGUGGUCAAGAUCAGGAGGAGAUAGCAAAUAUAAGUGUUAACUCUCGUAUGGAUAUCGAUGACUGCCUCUGCACGGGUGCCAGGAAUUUAAACUUUUUUUGUAUUUCCACUAACGACGCCGGCAACAUCUUUUCUUUUAAAUAUAAUGGCGUAGCAAAGUUUAGCCUUCAAGAUAUUCUGAAAGCUUACCUAUUGUAUAUUGUCAAUGUGAACAGAGGAGUUAAUCAAAAUAUUGACAUUAAUAAAUCUACGAUGGAUCAUAAUUUCCAAAUCAAUAUGGAGGCAUUUAAAAAUUUCGAUAUAAAUAAGAUUCAAUUGGGGUCAAAUACGGGAAAUGAUGUAUUUGACAUAACAGGAUUCCUAAAAUAUUUUAAUGAAAAUAAUAAUAAUAAUCAAGCUAAUCUGCAAAUUAACGGUAAUAAUAAUGUAGGUUUUAAACAUAUCACCACCCCACACUACAAUAUUGAUGUGAAUCAAAAUAUUAUAAAUCAUCAUGAUGUUGGUGGCUAUGAUAAUGGCGGAGGUGCGAUAGCUGAUGACAGAAGUGCAGUUGUGAACCAAGUUAACCAGUUAAUUUCCGGAGUCUUCAAGUCCAAAUCUGUUAUCAAUACGAAUACUAAUCUCAACUCUCAAAUACAGGAGUUUACAAAUAUCCUAAUCAAUAACUUAAAUCAAAAUCAGGGGUACAAUUCCGAGUUAAUUAUCACUUCAAACUAUGAUAUAAAAGCUAAACUAGAAGCUUUAAGACAAAUUCUAAUCGAAGCUGCUGCCAACGGAAAUGGUAAUGUCACUGUUUACACAAAUGGAGUCCAAUUCGAUGUGCAAGCUGCUCUUGAAACAAUUGCAAAUGCUAUAGCAUCUGUAGAAGAGAAACUACGAGUUGAGGCCGAGGCCAAAGCUCUGGAGCAAAAUAAUCAAGUGAUUCAACAGAACAAACAAAUGGCUGUUGUGAACCAAGUUGACCAGUUAAUUGCAAGUGCAUUCAAAACACAAACUAUAAUCAAUACGAAUGUUGAUCUCAACUCUAAAAUACAAGAGUUUAUAAACAUUCUAAUCAACAGCUUCAGCCAAAAUCAAGGGUACAAUUCCGAGCUAACUGUCACUACAUAUUUUGAUAUAAAAGCUAAACUAGAAGCUUUAAGACAAAUUCUAAUCGAAGCUACUACCAACGGAAAUGGUAAUUUUGCUAUUUACACUAAUGGAGUCCAAUUCAAUGUGCACGCUGCUCUUGAAGCAAUUAUAAAUGCUUUGGCAUUUGUAGAAUCGAAAUUACGCGCUGAGACUGAGGCUAAAGCUCAGGAGCAAACUAAUCAAGUAAACCAACAGAACCAACAAAUUGCUGUUGUGAACCAAGUUGACCAGUUAAUUGCCAGUGCUUUCAAAUCACAAACUGUUAUCAAUACAAAUGUUGAUCUCAACUCUAAAAUACAAGAGUUUAUAAAUAUUCUAAUCAACAACUUAAGUCAAAAUCAAGGGUACAAUUCCGAGCUAACUGUCACUACAUAUUUUGAUAUAAAAGCUAAACUAGAAGCUUUAAGACAAAUUCUAAUCGAAGCUACUACCAACGGAAAUGGUAAUUUUGCUAUUUACACUAAUGGAGUCCGAUUCGAUGUGCACGCUGCUCUUGAAGCAAUUAUAAAUGCUUUAGCAUUUGUAGAAUCGAAACUACGAGCUGAGGCCGAGGCCAAAACUCAGGAGCAAACUAAUCAAUUGAAUCAACAGAACCACCAAAGGGCUGUUGUGAACCAAGUUGACCAGUUAAUUGCAAGUGCAUUCAAAACACAAACUAUAAUCAAUACGAAUGUUGAUCUCAACUCUAAAAUACAAGAGUUUAUAAAUAUUCUAAUCAACAGCUUCAGCCAAAAUCAAGGGUACAAUUCCGAGCUAACUGUCACUACAUAUUUUGAUAUAAAAGCUAAACUAGAAGCUUUAAGACAAAUUCUAAUCGAAGCUACUACCAACGGAAAUGGUAAUUUUGCUAUUUACACUAAUGGAGUCCAAUUCAAUGUGCACGCUGCUCUUGAAGCAAUUAUAAAUGCUUUGGCAUUUGUAGAAUCGAAAUUACGCGCUGAGGCUGAGGCUAAAGCUCAGGAGCAAACUAAUCAAGUAAACCAACAAAUUGCUGUUGUGAACCAAGUUGACCAGUUAAUUGCCAGUGCUUUCAAAUCACAAACUGUUAUAAAUACAAAUGUUGAUCUCAACUCUAAAAUACAAGAGUUUAUAAAUAUUCUAAUCAACAGCUUCAGCCAAAAUCAAGGGUACAAUUCCGAGCUAACUGUCACUACAUAUUUUGAUAUAAAAGCUAAACUAGACGCUUUAAGACAAAUUCUAAUCGAAGCUGCUAACGGAAAUGGUAAUUUUGCUAUUUACACUAAUGGAGUCCAAUUCGAUGUGCGAGCUGCUCUGGAAGCAAUUGCAAAUGCUAUAGCAUUUGUAGAAGUGAAAUUAAGAGCUGUGCAAGUGAAUCAGCAGAACAAACAACAGGCAAAUAUCCAAAUCCAAAGUGGAAAACAAAGCCAUUCUAAAAAUUCAGCACACCAUGCCUCGGUGUAUAGUGGUAAGCAGAGUGUUUUCUAUGGAGGCGGUGGAUACAACUUUGGCCAAUUCGGUCCAGGUGGAUUAGUGGGAGUGGAUGGUGGUACACUUGGGGUGAUUGGGCUCAACGGUGGAAGUAUAAUAGGUAUCGAUGGAAGUAACUCAAUAGGCAUGGGCGGCGGAGGCAUGAUCCCUGGAGGCUCGAUGGGUAUGGGCGGCGGAGGUGUGAUGGGCAUGGGCGGUGGAGGAGCGAUGGGCCUGGGCGGCGGUGGUGGGAUGGGUUUCAGCGCAGGAGGAGAGAUUGGUUUCAGCGCGGGAGGAGGGGUGGAUUUCGGCUCAGGACGAGCGAUAGGCAUGGGUGCAGGAGGUGCGAUGGGCAUGGGUGCAGGAAGAGCGGUGGGUAGGGGCUCACAUGGUUUAAGGGGCUUUAAUUUUGGUUCCAUGGGAUACGGCAGAAGAGGCCUGAUGGAAAAUCCACCAAGUGACAGAUAUAUAGAAGACUCCAACUAUCAAGAUCCUGCAGGGCAUUCCCUGAAUAGUCCAUAAUAUAGAAGCGAAUUGUAUUAAUGUGAUGUUACGACGUUGAGACAUGGUACUGCUACUCAAUACCGAGGUAAUCAUUAUAUUAUAUAAUCAUA